ACGUGUUGAUAACAACAAAGCAGACGUGAAUAGUGGAAAAAAAAACAGUAGGUUGCACAACUUUGUCAGAGAUAGUGACUACGCCAGGACAGAGUGUUAAAAUGGACUAUUCGGGAAAAGAAAAAGAAGCCAUGGCUCUGAUCGCUGAAGCUGACAAGAAGAUGAAAAUGUCGGGGUCGUUUUUUGGCACGUUUUUUGGGAGCUCUUCCAAGGCAGAGGAAGCCUGCGACAUGUACACGAGAGCUGCGAAUAUGUUCAAGAUGGCCAAGAACUGGCGCGCUGCAGGAGAUGCGUUCUGCAAAGCUGCAAAGGUGCACUUGAAAACACAAAGCAAGCACAACGCCGCCGUCAGCUUUAUCGACGCUGGAAAUGCGUACAAAAAAGCAGAUCCACAAGAGGCCAUCAAGUGUCUGAGUCGGGCCAUCGAUAUCUACACGGACAUGGGACGUUUCACCAUUGCAGCGAAACACCACAUCACUGUAGCUGAAAUCUACGAGGCUGAUUUACUGGACAUUGAUAAGGCAGUUGUGCAUUAUGAGCAGGCCGGUGAUUACUACAAAGGAGAAGAGUCUACAAGUUCUGCCAACAAGUGUCUUCUUAAAGUGGCUAUGUACGCAGCCCAGUUUGAACAGUACCAGAAAGCUAUACAGAUAUACGAACAGAUUGGGACCUACUGCAUGGACAACACCCUGCUGAAGUAUGGGGCUAAGGAUCACUUCUUCAAGGCGGCAUUGUGUCACUUCUGUGUCGACACGCUGAACGCCAAGCUGGCUGUGCAACGAUAUGAAGAAAUGUUUCCUGCCUUCUCAGACGCCAGGGAGUGCAAACUCUUGAAGAAACUUCUUGAUGCACACGAGGAGCAAGAUGUCGAUGCAUAUACAAACGCUGUGAAGGAGUUUGACUCAAUCACAAGGCUGGAUAACUGGCACACCACCAUGUUACUGAGAAUCAAGAAAACCAUUCAGGAGGACGAGAACGAUCUCCGCUAAUACUGUGAAAAUAAUACUCAUGAUGUCUUAUGAAUAUCAAUUUAUAUACUUUUCUCGAUCCUGGCUUUCCUUUAUUUUAUCAGCUGAAAGUUAGAAGGAGGUCACAUCCUCAUUUCCUCAUUACUUUCACGUUGACGAGCUGUUCUUGAUCCCACGUAGAACAGCACUGAAUGACAUUUAUUUAACUGCUGAACUUUUGUGACCUUUCGUUUGAUGCUGAAUUCUGUAUAGUGCUUAAGAUACACGACUCCCUUUUCGAUUCCACGUGAUUGUUUUCACAAACUUUUACAUAAAUAUUUACCAUAAGUGAAUGGUACGAUAUGUAAAUGAAAUAUUACAUAUUACACUAACAUAAUUUAUUUUCUGCCAAGAAGUAAUAUGGCUGCAGUUUUCCUGUUUAUCACUGUAAUUUUUAUAUCACUGUAAUCACCAGUUAAUUCUGGUUAGACAUUGUUUGUUUCUUCAGUAACAGUGUUUGGAUCAUUAACUAUUGAUGAAUAAGUAUUUAUUGACAUUUUCACUAGUUUUCCAUUUCCAGUUAUUCAGCACACUGUUUAGCUAGAGUUGUUGAACUGAGUCUGUUGCAUAUUUUUUGAACUGAAAAAGAAUUCGAGUGCGUUUUUUUACAGCUAGCAUUCGAUCAGGUUCAAAGUUCUCAAUUUGGAUCGCGUCCUUGUGUGGUUGUGAUCCACUUUUGAGUAAUGCAGUAGUGUUCAAUUCUUUUUGAACUAUUGUGCAGGUACAAUAAUUAACUCAUGCUGCUGUGAUGCUGCACAGCAUUUCUAUAUGUAUUCUUUUUAAAAGAAAUAUUCACAAAUCAGUUUCAUUUAUUAGUUUAUUUUAGUUAUUCUAGCUACAGUGUGAACAAGCCAGAUGACAGGUACUUACGUAUGAAAGGAAAUGCCAUGAAGAUUGAACUAGGGCCUUCUAUUUACUCCCCCUUUCUCCCAAUCCUGACUGCUUUGAAGGGUAAAUAAAGUUUUUUGACUCCUUUA
This is a messenger RNA of Pangasianodon hypophthalmus (striped catfish), 1984 nucleotides long. It is a transcript of the gene napaa, whose product is annotated as N-ethylmaleimide-sensitive factor attachment protein, alpha a. Gene Ontology annotation, molecular function: syntaxin binding; soluble NSF attachment protein activity. NCBI's taxonomy places the organism in Eukaryota, Metazoa, Chordata, Actinopteri, Siluriformes, Pangasiidae. Gene Ontology annotation, biological process: intracellular protein transport; SNARE complex disassembly; synaptic transmission, glutamatergic. The transcript has 11 exons. The record is from RefSeq and is a predicted model, not a curated record. The coding region runs from base 102 to 989 and encodes 295 amino acids. Gene Ontology annotation, cellular component: synaptobrevin 2-SNAP-25-syntaxin-1a complex; vacuolar membrane; terminal bouton.